Messenger RNA from Prorocentrum cordatum, 315 nucleotides. NCBI's taxonomy places the organism in Eukaryota, Dinophyceae, Prorocentrales, Prorocentraceae. The record is from the annotation of a GenBank genome assembly.
AUGUCGGCCGGCAUCCCCAUGGAGCCCCAGCAGGAGCUGAUGUACGCGGCGCCUGCGGAGCCUCAGCGCAUGAACAUUCAGCUGUUCCAGAAGCUCAUGGCGGGGCAUCCCGUGACCGAGGACGAGAUACACGCGGACGCCGCGGCCAUGGGCGGGGGGGCGCCCGUCGUGGAGGCGGCCCAGGAGGCGGUCGGCGCCGCCACCGACGCGGUGACUGGCGCGGUGGGCGACAAGAAGUCCAAGAAGGAGAAGAAGAGCAAGGGUGGGAGCAAGAAGGUCAAGACCAAGUCUGGGAAGAAGAAGGGCUGCUGCUGA